This is a messenger RNA of Histoplasma mississippiense, 1200 nucleotides long. Its product is annotated as elongation factor 1 gamma domain-containing protein. The transcript is spliced from 4 exons. Gene Ontology annotation, biological process: translational elongation. NCBI's taxonomy places the organism in Eukaryota, Fungi, Ascomycota, Eurotiomycetes, Onygenales, Ajellomycetaceae. Gene Ontology annotation, molecular function: translation elongation factor activity. The coding region runs from base 1 to 1200 and encodes 399 amino acids. The record is from RefSeq and is a predicted model, not a curated record. Gene Ontology annotation, cellular component: cytoplasm; nucleus.
AUGGCUUUCGGCACAAUUUACGGGUUCGCUGACAAUCCUCGCACCACUGCGUGCCGGAUAGCAGCCAAGGCUAACAACCUCGACGUCAAACUCGUUGAGAAGACAUCUGUUAAGUCUGCUGAGUAUGAGAAAUUAAAUGCUCUGAACAAGAUCCCCACUUUCGUGGGCGCCAAUGACUACGUCUUGACUGAGUGCAUUGCCAUUGCUAUUUACCUCGCAUCCCAAAAUGAGAAGACCACCCUUCUAGGCAAGACGAAGCAAGACUAUGCUUCGAUCCUUCGCUGGAUGUCGUUCGCCAACAGUGAACUUGUCCCUACUCUUGGUGGUUGGUUCCGUCCUCUUGUUGGACGUGACCCAUACAACAAGGCCUCUGUUGAGGCUAGUUCCAAGGCUGCUCUAAAGGCCUUUGCCCUUCUCGAGAAGCACCUUACCACUAACACCUAUCUGGUUGGCGAACGUCUCACUCUAGCUGACCUCUUUGCCGCUUCGAUGGCUUCUCGUGGCUUUGAAUUUGUUCUUGGCAAGACCUGGCGCUUGGAUAACCCAGCUGUCACUAGAUGGUAUGAGACCGUUGUUAACCAGGACGUUUACGAGGCUGUUGUCCCCAAUCCAACUUUUGUUGAGGAGGGCUUGAAGAACGUUCCCCCCAAGAAAGUAGAGAAGGCACAACCUCCGCCGCCUGCUGAAGAGGAGCCGAAACCGGCUCCAAAGCCUAAACACCCUCUCGACGCCCUCGGCAAGCCAACCAUGAUCCUUGACGAUUGGAAGCGCAAGUACUCCAACGAGGACACCCGAUCAGUAGCUAUGCCAUGGUUCUGGGAACACUACAAACCAGACGAAUAUUCCUUGUGGAAGAUUGAGUACAAGUACCCUAAGGAGCUCAAGUUGACCUUUAUGUCAAGCAACUUAGUUGGCGGUUUCUUUACCCGUCUCGAGGCCUCCCGCAAGUACGUCUUCGGCGCUGUCUCUGUCUACGGAAAGAAUAAUGACAACGCAAUCAUGGGUGCCUUUCUCAUCCGCGGCCAAGAGGCUGCCCCUGCUUUUGAUGUCGCUCCUGACUGGGAAAGCUACACUUUCACCAAGCUGGAUUCCAACAACCCGGAGGACCGCAAGUUUGUCGAGGACCAGUGGGCCCAAGACGUUUCCAUCACUAUUAAUGGCACGGAAUACCCCAAUGCUGAUGGUCGUGUCUGCAAAUAA